ACUUGAAGCAGCCACAGUGAGGCGCAAACAAGGAAGGCAGAAACGGCAGUGACUAGAGCGACGUCGGGAGCCAGCGGCCCUUUGGCUGAGCAUAUCUGGAUUGUUGAGCGAAAGGAGCGGCGAUAACUAAAAAUGACCAGAGGAAAUCAGCGGGAGCUUGCACGCCUGAAGAAUGCUAAGAAGAAUACUGAUAAAGGCAAGAGGGGUGAUGAUGGGCUGUCUGCUGCAGCACGGAAGCAGAGGGAUGCUGAGAUAAUGCAACAGAAGCAGAAAAAGGCGAAUGGAGAUGGAGAUGGGAAGGAACAAGGAGGAAGCACAAAGUCCAAGUAAAGAACAACGUUGAAGAUUUAAUCAACUCAAUGUUUCAAGAACAUCCCGUGUUCGACAUUCUUCCUGAUAAUUAUGAGAUUGGAUCUGUCAUUUUUGUCUAGACUCAAGAAUCUAGGAUCCUACUUUCUUCCCUAUGCCAAAUGACAUUGCUUGUUGGAUUUGUUAUUUUACUUGGUGAAAUUAUGUCUCAGCAAGUUAGUGGUUGUCCCAUGUUGGUGCUGCAUGCAGAGGACCAUCAGUGGUAUAAGCAGCAGAAGCGAGAUGAACUAUUCUUGACACAAAGCAUCAACAUACCACUUGUGCAUUUUUGUAUAAAAAUGUCCCCUGUUGGUUUCCAAUAAAGUGUAUCUUUUUA
Molecule: messenger RNA, 685 nt
Organism: Solea senegalensis (Senegalese sole)
Lineage: Eukaryota; Metazoa; Chordata; Actinopteri; Pleuronectiformes; Soleidae
Product: small EDRK-rich factor 2-like
Exons: 3
Coding region: 133-330 (65 amino acids)
Source: RefSeq, a predicted model, not a curated record